AUACGCAAGUUUGUUAGUUAGUUAGUUGGGUGGCUGCUUAAAGAGUGUGUUUCAUCGCCUCUAGACAUUACGGUUUAGAUUGACAUAACUGUCAAAAUAUUUGCAGAGGAGGAUGGAGACCGGCCUCAGUCCGUUCCCCCAGGCUACGCAGCCGUAUGUGUUCAUGCAACCACCCCCUACAGCGGGGGGAGGGCAGCGGGUCCAGCAGCGGCAACCCAAGUGCGCCCGAUGUCGAAACCACGGUGUGCUCUCAUGGUUGAAGGGACACAAGCGUUACUGUCGGUUCAAGGAAUGCAUGUGCGAGAAGUGCAUCUUAAUAGCGGAACGGCAGCGGGUCAUGGCGGCUCAGGUAGCUCUUAGGAGACAGCAGGCCCACGAGCAAAGCAUACUGUACCAGUACCAAAUGGCUCGUAGUCUGGCGGGCGGUGAUUCGGAAUCGUCCGAGAAGGCUGGCGGCGAAGAAGAACAUGUUCACAGCGACUCGGGUGAGAGUUUGGAUACCAGCACCACGGAAAAGAAGGACACAGAGAAACACUCAGUGACGCAGAACGAAACAUCGAAAGAAAACGGAAAUAAAAUUCCAGGUAUUAAAGAUGAAAAAGAUGCGUGUCCCACAAGCCCUUGCGACGACAACGAUAGUUACGACGACUAUGGGAACACCGAUGAGCAGAGUGAUGAAGGGGAGCAGUAUACGAACGAGAAAUCCUGCAAACCAACAGACAUAUCACAGGCUCCACCGGGAGAGGUUAAUUAUUCGACCAAAGUAGCGACAUCCCCGCCACCGACAAUCAAAACAGUUGACAAAAUAGCCGAGAAAACUGAGUCAUCGAGGACGAGCGUGAAAGAGCGUGAAACGUCACCACCGGUAUCACCGUCUUCGUCGUCGUCCGCGCUGCUAGCAACGGACUCGGAAAAAAAAUCAAAACGACCGCCACUUGAGAUCUUGAAGAAAAUCUUCCCCACCCAUAAACUUGAAAUUUUAGAACUUAUUUUGAAAGGCUGUAACGGGGAUCUCAUCAGCGCAAUUGAACUGUUGCUGUCAAGUAGAACGUGUGUGCAGUACAACAUCGCCAGAAACAAGGAUUCCACCCCGAGUGGCCACCCGUCGGAGCCGGGCAGAGACAUGAUUUCUAUGGAGAGCGCCCUCACGCGAUUAGACGACGAGAAAGAACGUAAUUCCGCUUUCCGGUCGUUGCAGCCGUCAACGAGCAGCGGAAGUCACCCGUAUUACGCCAGUCUACCAAUAACGUCACCACUACAGCACGGCUUCUCGUCGCGAUCGCUGAAUCGUUUCCAACCCUACCGACCGUCACCGUAUUCUUCCCCACCAAACAUCGACAUGGCCUCGCUAGAUCCGCGCCACGGCCGAGCGCAGCUACCACACUUACCGUACGACUACUUCAAUCCUCUGCUCGCCAUUCCGAACGGCAGAUUCCCCCCACCGAUGGUUGGGCCCCAAAGUCCGCUAGAAGAAGGUCUGCAUCUGCGAAGUGCAUUGAAUAAUAGACAUCAUUCUGUCGACACGCCCACCAGUGGGAGUAAAAUAUUGAACGGAGCAGCCGACAUACCGGAAAUGGGGAGGAGACACGAGAAAUCGAAUAGCGAUUCAAAAACUGGGCAUAAAGUGCGACACAUUCUGAGUUAAACCAUAUGAAAUAUGCACAUUUGAAUGAAAUGCAUGUUACGUAACAAACGACUCUUGGAAACUGUCAUGAAUGAAUAUUUUCAAGUAUAACGCAACUUGUGAUAGGUCAAAUAUGGGUAAACGGCUGGACCAAUAAGGUUGACUAAAUUUGGAAUAACGUCAUAGCAGUGGUGUGUCGCCACUAAUGGAAAUAGGCCUCGCAGUUAACCGACUUAACACACGUCAUCAAGUUUGUCAUUUUUUAUAAAAACAGUAGUGCCUAUUGGAUAUGAUGCAGCGGAACUUGCAGAUAUUGAGCCAUUUGUUCAUUAGUUUAUGCGGAAAAUCGUUUAGUCUCUGGAGUAUAAUUUCAAAAAUGUCGGAACUGUUUUGCCAAGUAAAAGAAACUUAACAAAAUCGCAGGAAACUAAAGUAAAAAUUGACAAAAAUAGAAGUCAUUUAGACUUUACACCGGUUCUAGAGCCGCGUGAUUUUUUUUUUUGAAGAAGAAGACAGUGGAACCAAAAACACGGAAUAAAGUGUCUGUUUAAAAUGCAAUCUGAACAAGAACAAUUGUUAGUACUGUUGUUUGAUGGUGUAUGUUGAUAAAUUAGACUACGCUGUAUUUGUAGCUAAUACUGCUGCGUAUUCUGCAAAAUGAUAAGAUAAAUCACAAUCUGCUUCGGUCUACAUUAAGACUGGAGUGUCGAACAAUAUUUAGAAAUAUAAAUAUAUGUUUUCGUCUAUAUUGCGUUGUUUAAGCCACGCAACGCGCGCGUAUGCGUAUAAUACAAUCGCGUUUUAUGCGUUGCAUGAGACCCAUAUAAAAGAUACGCGUUGCGAUGACUGAGGAGCUUUGACGUCACAAUAAACGGAACAUGUUUAUGCCACACGGCUUUGAUACAUCCAUGGGCUGAACUUGUUUGCAUGUGGGCAUAUGUACUGUUUGUAUUAGCAUGUACUUGCGUAGUUAAAGCGGUAGCGUCGUCACCUGCGCAUGCGUCAGAUGGUCAUAGCGUGUCGCUGUUCACAAACAAGCGUCUACCUAUGAGCCUUUGCGUUUUUAGCGUGUGUUGUUAUCGUCGCUUGGGACUCAAUUCCCGCGCGUGCGAAGGUGACGACCCUCUCGCUUUAAGCAAUUCAGAUGUACGUUUUAACCCAUGAUACUCGAUGUGAUAACGAGAGCUGACUACUACUUAGAUAAGU
Messenger RNA from Saccoglossus kowalevskii, 2830 nucleotides. Its product is annotated as doublesex and mab-3 related transcription factor 3, truncated-like. Gene Ontology annotation, cellular component: nucleus. NCBI's taxonomy places the organism in Eukaryota, Metazoa, Hemichordata, Enteropneusta, Harrimaniidae. Gene Ontology annotation, biological process: sex differentiation; regulation of transcription by RNA polymerase II. Gene Ontology annotation, molecular function: DNA-binding transcription factor activity, RNA polymerase II-specific; RNA polymerase II cis-regulatory region sequence-specific DNA binding; protein binding. The record is from RefSeq and is a predicted model, not a curated record.